Pistacia vera is the source of this 2087-nucleotide messenger RNA. RefSeq names its product transcription factor ICE1-like. The coding region runs from base 164 to 1807 and encodes 547 amino acids. The record is from RefSeq and is a predicted model, not a curated record. NCBI's taxonomy places the organism in Eukaryota, Viridiplantae, Streptophyta, Magnoliopsida, Sapindales, Anacardiaceae. Gene Ontology annotation, molecular function: DNA-binding transcription factor activity; sequence-specific DNA binding; protein dimerization activity. Gene Ontology annotation, biological process: regulation of DNA-templated transcription. The transcript has 4 exons. Gene Ontology annotation, cellular component: nucleus.
CAGGGCAAGGUGGCGUGUCACAAUCUUCACUCUCUCAUCUCUGCUGCUGAAUUGAUUCAAUAAAAAGCUACUGCCCUUUUCCUUCUGCAACGUCUUCUUCAUUCUCACUUUUUUCAACAAACUAUUCUUCUUUUCUUCUCUCAUUUUCUCCACAAACCUAAAGAUGCUCUCCAGAGUGAAUGGUGUGGUUUGGAUGGAAGAUAAAGGAGACGAAGAUUCAGCUACUUGGACCAGAAACAACACCAACACUAACACCAACACUAACAAUAACAACCAUACUAAUAAUAACAGUGUUGUGCUAGAGAAUCAAGUGGAAGAGAUGGCUUCACUCUCUGGAUUCAAAUCUAUGCUUGAAGUGGAAGAUGAUUGGUAUGUUACUGGUAAUACUAGUUUGCAUAACCAUCAAGAUAUUACAUUUUCACCCCCAAAUCUCGGUGACCCAGCAACGGAUAAUCUACUACUCAACGCAGUGGAUUCUUCCUCUUCUUGUUCACCAUCUUCUUCUGUUUUCAACAAUCUUGAUGCGUCUCAGGUACACUACUUUAUGCCACCCAAAAAUACUUUGUCUUCGUUCCUUAAUGUUGUGUCUAACAACCCUCUAGAGCAUGGUUUUGAUUUGGGUGAAAUGGGGUUUCUUGAGACACAAGCAAGUCAUGGUUUGAACAGAGAUGGUGGUGGGAUUUUGAGUAGUUUUAAUGAUUUGAGCUCCAAUAAUCCGAUGAAUGCUCCAAAUUUAUGUUCUGAACAGCAAUUUGGAGCGACUCGUAUGCUUCAGUUGCCGGAUAACACUAAUAGUUUUGUGGGUUUUCGUGGGUUUGAUGAGAAUAGUGGAAAUUCUCUGUUUUUUAAUAGGUCUAAAUUGUUAAGGCCACUCGAAAAUUUACCUCCAAUGGGAGCACCACCUACUCUUUUUCAAAAAAGAGCUGCUAGGAAGAAUUUAGCUGAUAAUGGGACCAAUCUGGGGGUUUUAGGUGCACAAGGUAGCCAAAUUUUGAGUGGAAUUGAUAAUGAUAAAGGGAAGAAAGAAAUGAGUGAAGAAAAUGAGAGAAAGAGGAAAUUUAGUAUAAGUGAUGAUGUGGAAGACGUGAGCAUUGAUGGCUCGGGUUUGAAUUAUGACUCUGAUGAGUUUAUUGAGAAUAACAAGGGGGAAGAAAUUGGCAAAAAUGGUGGGAGUAGCUCGAAUGCAAAUAGCACAGUUACUGGUGGAGACCAGAAGGGCAAGAAGAAGGGUUUGCCAGCUAAGAAUUUGAUGGCGGAGAGGCGACGGAGGAAGAAGCUCAAUGAUAGACUGUACAUGUUGCGCUCUGUUGUUCCAAAAAUCAGCAAAAUGGACAGGGCUUCAAUUCUUGGGGAUGCAAUUGAGUACUUGAAGGAACUUCUUCAGAGGAUCAAUGACCUCCACAAUGAAUUAGAGUCAACCCCUCCCGGCUCAGCAUUGACAUCAACCACAACCUUCCACCCUUUAACACCCACUCCACCUACCUUGCAUAGUCGUAUCAAGGAUGAGCUUUGCCCCAGCUCAUUGCCUAGCCCAAAUGGCCAACCUGCAAGGGUUGAAGUUAGGGCAAGAGAAGGAAGAGCUGUAAAUAUUCACAUGUUUUGUGGGCGCAGACCAGGUCUUUUGCUGUCCACAAUGAGAGCAUUGGAUAAUCUUGGACUAGACAUCCUGCAAGCUGUCAUCAGUUGUUUCAAUGGUUUUGCCAUGGAUAUUUUCCGAGCUGAGCAAUGCAAGGAAGGCCAGGAUGUCCACCCUGAGCAAAUCAAAGCAGUACUUCUGGAGUCAGCUGGCUUUCAUGGCAUGAUGUAGAUUUCUUCAACAGCCAUCUGAAAGCAAGGAUUGUGAUCUGCAGCUUCUCUUCUCAUGGGGAAAACUAAAGCAAUUGUAAUCUGUUUCUUUGUUUAUCGGCUGCCCACAACCAGUCAACUUUAAAGUUUAAAGUAGUCGGUGGCCUUUUAAACUUUGUAGAUCAGCAUGCACUUGGUGGUAACUGCACCAUUAAUUAAGCUUUUAGAGAAUUAAAACAUCUGUGGUUCCUCAUCGUUUCUGCUUUUUAAUAAAUUUUUCUUUUCGAACGUAAUUACUUAAA